AUGGCCGACACUGCUUAUGAUCAACAGUUGCAACAAGCUCAGAAGACAUUCGAUGAGGGUAAAUUUAGCGAUGCAGAGAGUAUCCUUCAGGGCAUGUCGCCAGAUGAUCUGAAGAUUUAUUGCAACCUAGUAAUGGUUCAGUAUUUGCAAGGGGAGUUAGAUAUCGAACAGGCGAUUGCUAAGCUAGCGCCACCUUCCGACAGUUCGGACGUGGCUACUAACAGCAAUAAUAGGAAAAACGGUGCUGCCAAAGCACGAAAUAUCACUUUGUUAUACGAAGGCCAUGAAACGGCUUUCUAUAAUCGUGCGGUUCUUUACGCACGCGCGGGGUUGAUCCUAGAAGCCGCUGCCAUUUUGAGAAGCAUAUUGGCAAUGUCCAAGUAUAUUUCUUUGAAGGUCCUUACAUAUAGUUUAUGCCUGUUGCAUACGGUCACACGGCCUGCGCCUAAGCUGGGAGGUUCGUCUCGUAGUAAGGAAGAUGAAGAUUUAAUCCAAAGUGUUCUCAACGAGCGUAUGGAGGAUAUCACCAAGGACGCGGAACUCCUCGCUUUGGUUACUGCAGCCUUCGCAGAUUCAAGUAGUGUGCAUGAAGCGUUUAAGAAUUCGAACAAUAACCCUAUGGAGCAGUCGAUAUAUCUUAACAAUUUAGGAGUCUUUUUGAUGGGUGAUGGGAAGAUCGGCACUGCAGCUCUAUGUUUCAGCAAGGCGAUGGAGACGUCUGGGCAGCAGCCCAGCUCUCAGUUUAUUCAACAGCCUGUUGCCUACAACGCGGCUCUGUGUGCAUUGCUGAAUGAGGACUAUGAGGAGGCGAUUAAGCACUUACUUUCUGUGCAAGCUGUCAUGCGCAUCUCUCCUUUGUUUUGGGUUCGCUUCGCAGAGGCCGCGAUUGGGUUAGUCCAGCGCCAUUUCCGCGCGCGCCAGCGUGAGGAGUAUGAACGGCAGCAAUCGGCCUUCAGUGCCCUCCUCCAGACCGGAAAGGUUUACGCUAACUUCGAGUUUAUGCUCCUCCCAGGCGCUGCCACGGUUACGGGGCCGAUGCAGGAACCUCUCAAGGACAGCCCUGCAUAUACGGCCGCGGAGCAACAGGCCGCGGUCGCGAUUCGAAACGCCCUCUUUCUUCUGAUUCCGAAAGGGCAUUCCCUAAGCUCGGCGUUGGACGCGUUCCCGGAGAUGGCGCAAGUCUUACAGCAUGCCUCGCUGUACUGGGUUGCGCUCGAGUUGUUUCGCAAGAACUAUCAGGCCACCAAUGAGGUGGGUGAACAACUACUUAACACUCACGAAAAGCAUCCCCUUCCAACUACAGUGCAUGCCACCUUGCUAUCGUACAUGGUAGAGGCACUCAUUCAUUUGAACGAUCCGAGCUGUGCGCUGAAGGUGUUGCGACGUGCCUCUCUGUCGUCGCUGAUCAACAACCCUGCAACGGAAAGCGUUGAUGUGGCACAGCGAAGUCGACUGGAGGUGCUUUUCAUCAAUUUGGCGGUUACCCACGUGUUGACGGGAUCCUGGAAUCAGGCGCAUGUGAUCAUGGACUCGGUGCUGGCCAAGUUGUACGAGGCGGCGCCAUCGGCGUCCAACGAGUAUAGACCUGAGCGGGAAGCCCUGUUCGCGUAUCAGAUGCUGGCCAUCUUCUUAGAUUUAGCGCAAGGGAAUCAAGAGAAGGCUGCGGAGUGGCUUACUAAGCUGAACUGGCCCUACUAG
Messenger RNA from Phytomonas sp. EM1, 1698 nucleotides. NCBI's taxonomy places the organism in Eukaryota, Euglenozoa, Kinetoplastea, Trypanosomatida, Trypanosomatidae. The record is from the annotation of a GenBank genome assembly.